UAUAAAUUAUUAAAAUCUAGCAGUGAAGUGAAUCGGUGACCCUGAAAAUAUCUUUAUAGUUGGAGAAUAGUAAAUUUUUCGAACAUAUUCAUUUUUUAUACACAAUAAACAUUGGUAGUGCUCAUUCAGAUUUGCGUAUUUGUUUACACCCUUAAUUCACAUAAUCCAUAUUAUGUACAGUACGGGAAGAUAAUUCAAGGAGAACAAAUACUUUACAUAAUUAUACAUAUACAUAGAAGUUUAAAAUGUUAAUUCAAGGAAUAUUGAAUGUGACCCUUUGUGCACUUUAUGCCCUUCCAGGUCCACCACAGAUACACUUUCAAGGUGACACAAUCCAAUUAUAUUCUAUAAAUAGAAUACUAUGUCCUGAAAUAGAUCCUGUUAGAGAUACAAUAUUUGAAUUGUACACAAGAUUAAAUCCUGAAGUGCCCCAGAUUUUAAGUACUGGUGAUACUGAAUCUUUAAAAAAGUCAAAUAUCAACUAUAGUCGGCCUACCGUUAUUUUUUUUCAUGGAUUUUUGGAAUCAUCAAAGUCUGAUAAUGCAGUACAAAUGAGAAAUGCAUAUUUGCACAUAGGUGACUACAAUGUUAUCCUAGUAAAUAACGAAAGAUUGCUAGCAGGAUUAGAUUAUUUAACAGCGGCUCUAAACUGUGAACCGAUUGGCAAAUUUUCCGCAAAAUUUGUAGACUUCUUAGUAGGCCAAGGUUUACGACUAUCUUCACUGCACAUUAUCGGCAUAAGUCUGGGAGCUCAAAUAGCUGGAAUGACGGGAAAAAAUAUGAAGACUGGAAAAGCUAAACGAGUAACGGGUCUAGAUCCUGCCGGACCAUUGUUUCAAGUUUUCCCAAAAUCCCUAAAAAUCGGUGUUGGAGAUGGUGAGUUUGUUGAUAUCUUGCAUACUAAUGCUUUUGUUACUGGAGAAUUAAAGGGUAUUGGAGAUUUGGAUAUAUGGUUAAAUGGUGGAGUAACUCAGCCUGGUUGUUCAGCUCUCGAUAUUUUGGCAAGAAAAGGAUUGAAUCUGCCAGAGUUAGUAUUUUGCAGUCAUUUUCAAGCAUACAGAACUUACGUCCAAUCGCUUUAUGAACCAAAAGCCUAUUUAAUAACCAAAUGCCGAAAUUAUCCUGCUUAUCUCAAUGGAGAAUGUUCAAAUGGAAAUACGACGUAUAUUGGUGAAAUUAUAGACCAAACCCAAAGGGGGAAUUUUUACAUAAAAACUGGACCUACAGCCCUAAAUAUUUAAAAAUGUAAUACCGUUAAGCAAUAAAAUGGAAAAUAAAAGUA
Diabrotica virgifera virgifera (western corn rootworm) is the source of this 1282-nucleotide messenger RNA. RefSeq names its product lipase member H-like. Gene Ontology annotation, biological process: lipid metabolic process. Bases 246 to 1241 code for a protein of 331 amino acids. NCBI's taxonomy places the organism in Eukaryota, Metazoa, Arthropoda, Insecta, Coleoptera, Chrysomelidae. The record is from RefSeq and is a predicted model, not a curated record. The transcript is spliced from 8 exons. Gene Ontology annotation, molecular function: lipase activity.